Messenger RNA from Punica granatum (pomegranate), 2457 nucleotides. The record is from RefSeq and is a predicted model, not a curated record. NCBI's taxonomy places the organism in Eukaryota, Viridiplantae, Streptophyta, Magnoliopsida, Myrtales, Lythraceae.
CAGUCUUUUUCGAAGAGGACGAGGAGGGAGAGGAAGAGGAGAGGGAGGGCUCUGUUUGCCGUCCUGUCGUGUUCGGCUAUGUUUCUGUCCUGUCCUGCUCUGUUUCUUCUGCUCCAUCGUUCGUGCAGACUUUUAAUGUCUCCAGGUUUCAAGGCCCAGCCCAUUCCUCCCUCAGGCUGCUUCCUCCGUCUCUCUCCCCCUCCCCUUCUCCGACUGAGAAGCUCGUGCUCUGCGCUCUGUGCUCCGCCGGAAAGUGGCGUCGCCAUCCUCCACGCGGCGAGCUAAGCCGCGUAAGCUCCGCAACAGAAGGCGGGGAUGGAUGUUGAAGCGUGCAGUGCGGCUCAUUCGAUCACUGAAGCGAAAGAAUUGGCACCUAGCAGCUGCGGUAGAUAGGACGGUGAAGGUGAUUACCGAGGAAUGGCAUUUCAUCUGAGUGUUAAGCAGGCUAUCAGAUUUUCUUCCAUGGCUAUCGGGAAGAGAAACGUGACUUUUCUCCAUCUUCGAUACUCUUGCUGCAGGGUGACAAUCUGAUAAUAUCUGGGAGCUAGUAAAAAUGGUGAAUUUCAUGGUUUUCUGUUGUUUGCGCGAUUCCAGUAGAAGAACGUUGUAUCCACCAUUUCCGCCGGUUGUAUUUCGGCACUUCUCCUUAUGGUCAAUGAAGAAGGAUCCAGACCUCGAGUCGGCCCUGUCGAGGAACCGGCGGUGGAUAGUCAACAACCAGAUUAAGAAUAUAAUACUUAGAUGCCCCCAUCAGGUGGCACCUGUCAAAUUUCUUCAGAAGAAGUUUAAGACACUCGAUCUCCAGGGGAAAGCUCUCAACUGGCUGAAAAAAUAUCCAUGUUGCUUCGAGGUCUAUCUCAGGCACGACGAGUACUACUGCCAGUUAACGAAGCCGAUGAUGCAUUUGGUAGAUGAAGAGGAAUGUGUGAAAGAUAUGCAAGGGCCAGUUUAUGUAGAGAGACUGGCAAGGUUGUUGAUGAUGAGCACAAACCAGAGACUUAAUGUUGUGAAGCUCAACGAGUUGAAGCGGAACUUUGGGUUUCCCGAUGAUUAUGUUAUCAGGAUUGUUGCAAAGUACGGGGACAUGUUUCGGAUUGUUAAUCACAGUGGAAGAAAGAGUUCUAUGGAGAUUGAGCUAGUAUCUUGGAAACCCGAUAUCGCGAUCUCGUCAGUCGAGGCUUUGGCUCAAAAGCAGGGGUCUGAGCCUCGUUUUUCAUGUUCGUUGCCAUCCACUUGGGUGAAGUCAUGGGAGAGGUUUCAUGCAUUUAAUGCAACACCUUAUAUCUCACCAUACUCUGAUCCCAGUGGUUUAGUCGAGGGGUCGAAGGAACUGGAGAAGAGGAGUGUUGCUUUGGUGCAUGAGCUCCUGUCACUGACCCUGUGGAAGAAAGCAUCAAUUGUGAAGCUCGCUCACUUUAGGAGAGAGUUUUGUCUUCCAGAGAAACUGAAUGUAAUGCUCUUAAAGCACCCGGGCAUUUUCUAUGUUUCGAACAAAUAUCAGAUAUACACAGUUCUUCUUCGAGAAGGAUAUAACGGGUCGGAUCUGAUCGAGAAGGAUCCACUUGUAGUCGUGAAGGAGAAAUUUGGGGAGUUGAUGCAGGAGGGAUCUCAUGAAUAUAACCGAAGGCGUUAUUUGGUGAACCUAGAAAAGAAGAGGAAAAAUGGUAUGCUUAUGGGUAGACUAGAGAAGAGGCGGGAUACAUCUGGUGAAGUUUCGGAGCAAGACAACCAAGGGGAUAAACUUGGUGGCUUGUUUGAUCCUGAAGAACGAAAGCGGUUCUAUAAAGUUUUGUUUGAGGAUAACCCCCCUGAGACUUGAUGGAGGCAGGAGAGGAGAAGGUGUGCUGGAGAUUUCCAAGAGAGAAAAAAGCAGGUGUGGGAGGACUGCUAAAGAGGAGAAAUAUUCGCACAAAAUCCAUGCAGACCUCAGUCGAGGGCCUUCUGUCUUGGAGCCCAUCGGGCUCUCAACAAAAAUUGACAGAGUUGAUCUUCAGCCUGAGCCAGUUUCCCAAGCAUCAAUGGCUGAGAAGAAAGUUGACGAUACAAUCUGCGGCUGCAAAAGAAGGAAGAUAAAGGAGAUGCGAAGAAAGCAGCUGCAUAAGAAAAGCCAGAUUAAGUGAAGGCAGUAGUGGCACAACCUAGGAAAAAGACUUGAGCCUAGUACAAGGACUUCUCGGCAUCAUUCCACGGGUGUGAGUUCAUAUGCGAACUUUCCGUUUUUGAGGAGGAAAGUGAAGAAAGAACGGAUGCAGAAGUCGAAAGAACUGUAUUUGGUUUUAGAGUUAAGUAGAGGUAAAUUUUAAUUUUAAUUGGAUUGUAAUGAUUGUGUUGUUGAAUUAUGAGUAAAAAUUAUGAAAAAGUAAUAAAUAGUUUAGAUAAUUUAGUAUUAAAAAUUGAAUUGAGUUUAGUGUAGUUAUAUGUGUGUUUAUAUAUGGGGCUUACCUUUUUGAAUUGAAA